AUGUUGCCAGUGCUCAAUGAUGCAGAGCAGCAACAAGUGGACGUGCGUGGUUUGCAACGAGAAGCAGUCCGUUCGGAAGGUGUUUGCGCAGGGAUUCAUGGCCAAGGAUCUUCUGGCUUCGUCCAGUCCUUCAAACUCUCGCGCUCACGAGAACAAGAACAAGGUGGUGUGGGAGGUGGGUUUGAGGCAGAGAUUGAAGAAGAGAUUCCAAAUAAGAAACCCAAGUUGAAUAAGUAUCAUACAACAACCGGUGGGGAAGGAGAUGAUGAACUUCAGAAAACAUUUUUCAAUUCUCAAGUUGGAGACGAGGAGACAAGGGAACAUGAGAAGGCUAGAGCCAGUGCUACCUCAAAAUGGAGCAGUUACUUGACUCAAGAUGACACGGAGCCGACGACCUGCCAGGCAACAAUGUCCAUGGCUGCAUCAAAAUGGAGCAAUUAUAUGACUCAAAAUGACAUGGAGACAGUGACCUGCCAGCCAAAAAACACCAACAUGACUAAAAAUGAUAUAGAGCCAAAGACAUGCCAGGCUAGAAAGGCCACGGCUGCCUCAAAAUGCAGGGAUUACAUGACUCAAAAUGACAUGGAGCCAGGGAUGACCAAAGCUGCCCCAAGGGCUCGCCAGACAAAAAUGGCCAAGGCUGCUUCGAAAUGGGGAGAAGGUGAUAAGAAGCAGAGGCCUCAUUUGCCGAAAGAGGGGAAAGCUGCUUCAAAAUGGGAUAAUUACUUAACCCAUGAGGAAGAUGAAUUGCAAGGUUUGAAUGGUAGAAAGAUUGCAGAUCAAAUAGGCAAUUGGAGCAAUGGUGUUUUUGAGACCACGACAAAUGAUCAGAGAGUAGAAGAUGACAUUCACCCCGAUUUCAUUUGAAGCUUUCCGAUAACCAUAAACCUUCCACUUCUGCAUAAAACUGUUUGUGCAACCGUGCAAUAUGUGCUAAAAGGCAUCUAAUACUAAAAAUUCAGGCAA
Messenger RNA from Pistacia vera, 966 nucleotides. RefSeq lists its product as uncharacterized. The record is from RefSeq and is a predicted model, not a curated record. Lineage: Eukaryota; Viridiplantae; Streptophyta; Magnoliopsida; Sapindales; Anacardiaceae. Bases 1 to 867 code for a protein of 288 amino acids. The transcript has 4 exons.